Capsella rubella is the source of this 1788-nucleotide messenger RNA. RefSeq names its product palmitoyl-acyl carrier protein thioesterase, chloroplastic. Gene Ontology annotation, molecular function: acyl carrier activity; fatty acyl-[ACP] hydrolase activity. The coding region runs from base 228 to 1466 and encodes 412 amino acids. The transcript has 6 exons. The record is from RefSeq and is a predicted model, not a curated record. Gene Ontology annotation, biological process: fatty acid biosynthetic process. Lineage: Eukaryota; Viridiplantae; Streptophyta; Magnoliopsida; Brassicales; Brassicaceae.
ACAAGAAAACAAAAAACAAAAGUUUUAAACAAAACAAAGCGGAAACAAAAAAAAAAAGGAGGCAGAGGAGAUCGUGAGAGACAGGGAGGCUGCCGAAGAAAGGAGAAAUUUAGGGUUUGGAGAGACUUUGCACCAAUUUGGCGUUUCGUUUUUUUGUGGUUUUCUCUUCAAUCAUUUCUCAUCUGCUCUUUUCAUUCUGGUGUCUUUGAACGUUUCAUCUCCUCGUCAUGGUGGCCACCUCUGCUACGUCUUCCUUCUUUCCUGUACCCUCCUCCUCGCUUGAUCCUAAUGGAAAGGGAAAUAAGAUUGGCUCCACGAAUUUUGCUGGACUCAAUUCACCACCAAACUCUGGCAGGAUGAAGGUUAAACCUAACGCUCAGGCUCCUCCCAAGAUUAAUGGCAAAAAAGUUGGUUUGCCUGGUUCUGUAGACAUCGUCAGGACUGAUACCGAAACGUCCUCACAUCCCGCUCCAAGAACUUUCAUCAACCAGCUACCUGACUGGAGCAUGCUUCUUGCUGCCAUCACAACCAUUUUCUUAGCUGCUGAGAAACAGUGGAUGAUGCUUGACUGGAAACCCAGGCGUUCUGACGUUCUUAUGGAUCCUUUCGGUAUUGGGAGGAUUGUUCAGGAUGGCCUUGUGUUCCGUCAGAAUUUCUCUAUUAGGUCUUAUGAGAUAGGUGCUGAUCGCGCAGCAUCUAUAGAAACAGUCAUGAAUCAUUUGCAGGAAACGGCGCUUAAUCAUGUUAAGACUGCUGGACUGCUUGGGGAUGGGUUCGGUUCUACUCCCGAGAUGUUUAAGAAGAACUUGAUAUGGGUCGUUACACGUAUGCAGGUUGUGGUUGAUAAAUAUCCUACUUGGGGAGAUGUUGUUGAAGUCGAUACCUGGGUUAGUCAGUCUGGAAAGAACGGUAUGCGUCGUGAUUGGCUAGUUCGGGAUAGCAAUACUGGAGAAACCUUAACACGAGCAUCAAGUGUUUGGGUGAUGAUGAAUAAACUGACAAGAAGAUUGUCAAAGAUUCCUGAAGAGGUUCGAGGGGAAAUAGAACCUUAUUUUGUGAAUUCUGACCCUGUCCUUACUGAGGACAGUAGAAAGUUAACAAAACUUGAUGACAAGACUGCUGACUAUGUUCGAUCUGGUCUCACUCCGCGAUGGAGUGACCUGGAUGUUAACCAGCAUGUUAAUAAUGUAAAGUACAUUGGGUGGAUCCUGGAGAGUGCUCCAGCAGGAAUAAUGGAGAGGCAGAAGCUGAAAAGCAUGACUCUGGAGUAUCGGAGGGAAUGCGGAAGAGACAGUGUCCUUCAGUCACUGACCGCAGUAUCUGGUUGCGAUAUCGGUAACCUCGCAACAGCCGGUGAUGUGGAGUGUCAGCAUUUGCUCCGACUCGAGGAUGGAGCUGAAGUGGUGAGAGGAAGAACAGAGUGGAGUAGUAAGACACCAACAACAACAUGGGGCACUGCACCAUAAAAAAAAUUACAGCAAUGGCUCAUUUGGUUCUUUUGUAACUAUAUCUGCUACCACCUUGCUUGCAACUACUACCACCAUCAUUUCAAUUCCUCCUCACAAAAGUUUCUCCCACCCUUUGUAUAUUUGUUUUUUUUUUCUUCUUCUUUUUUUUUUUUCUUUUUAAUUUUCGAUGGAGAUUUAUUAUAUUUAUUUAAUCUUUCUAUUUAUUUAUUUUGCUUAUGGGAAAAUGGGUGUCGUGUCAUAUACAAAUUAUGUUUAUUUUAUGUGUCCCAUGUGCCAGCGCAAGACAAGGCAUCAAGUCUCUUAUCCUAAAUUUAUUGUA